Apis cerana (Asiatic honeybee) is the source of this 2252-nucleotide messenger RNA. Its product is annotated as tektin-B1. The record is from RefSeq and is a predicted model, not a curated record. Lineage: Eukaryota; Metazoa; Arthropoda; Insecta; Hymenoptera; Apidae. Gene Ontology annotation, cellular component: nucleus; microtubule cytoskeleton. Gene Ontology annotation, biological process: cilium movement involved in cell motility; cilium assembly.
UUUUAAAUUUCAUUUUAACCCCCUUGAAGUUUAAAUCUAUUGUUCCUGUAUAUAUUUUAUUUUUUAAAAUUAAAAACUUUGUUUUUCAGAAUUAAAAUUUUUAUUAAAAGAUAUUCUUUUUUUUUUUAUUUUUUUAAUAAAUAAAAAAUAAUUUUAAAUUUCAUUUAUUUUAUAAUUUUUAUAUAUGAUUAUAAAUUGAUUAUAAUGUAAAAAUUGUUUGAUUAUUUUUUGUUAAUUAUUUUAAAUAUUGUUUAUAAAUGGUUUUUAAUAAGUUUUAAAAUAAUUAUUUUGGAUACAAUAUUGACUUCUAUUGAAUUAAUUAAAAAAUAAACUAUAUUUUUUCGGAAUAUUAGCUAUAUUCUUAAAUAUAUAAUAAAUUUUUAAUAAAAAUUAUAUAAAAUUUAUAAAAACAUUAAAAAAUAUGAAUUGAUAAUAUAAAACUACUUUAUUAUCUAAUAAAAAUUAUGAUUUAAUAAUAUAAUAUUAUUAAAUUAUUAAUAUAUUAUGGUAGAUUUUUCUUCUUAUUAUAAUUAAUCUUAUUAUUAUAAUAAAUUAUAAUAUUUGAAUAAUUUUAUUUAAAAAAUGAAUUUUUUCUUUUCAUAAAAAUAUUAUAAUCAAAUAGAAUAAAAUAUUAAAUCAAUAUUUCGUUGCUUUGGUAACCAAACAUCAAUUUAUUAUUUCUGAUAAGACAUUAAGACAGUACGUUUUAUAAGACUUUUAUAUAAACAUUAAUAUUUAUAAUAAUUGUUAUUUAAAUUAUGGCUAAGUCUGUAACUACAUAUGAAAAACCUUUACCACAUAUAAGUUUAGCAGAUUGGUAUGCUAAACAGUGGGAUCUUCAGCAAAAUGCAGCUUUCAAAAGUGAAGAUGCAUUUAAAUUAAGAAAUACGGGGAAAAUUGUUUGUUCAGAGACAAUGGUGAAGACUAUUUGGGAUACUUACAUGAAUAAUACCCGUCUUGCAGAUAGAGUAACAGAAUUAUCACGUUGGAGAGAACUAUUUCAGAAUUUAUUAGACAAAUUAGUUGCAGAAAUUAAAUUAUUAAAAGAUGAGAAACUUGAUACAGAAAAAGAAAUAGAAACUUUAAAUUUUCCAUUACAAUUAACAGCAGAAUGUAUUUCUAUGAGAGAUUGUCGUAGAGGAACAGAACUUACAUAUGAUGAAGCUGAUACAGAAUUGAAAAAAGAACUCUGUGUUAUUGAAAAUAUUAAAAAAUUAUUAACUCAAAGAGUGCAAGCUUCAUGGGAAAAGCUAAAUCGUUUAGAAGAAGUAAGAUUUACAAUGCAAUUAGAAGUGGAAGAUAAGGAUGAAACUAUUAAAAUAGAUAAAGAAAAUCUUAAUUUAGAUAGAACAUGUGCAAAUAUUAGCUAUAAACCAAAUGCAUUAAGAACUCCAAAAGGUUCAAUAUCUUAUGAAGCUUGGUUAGAACAUUGUCGUUAUGUUAAAACUUUAGCUGAUAAUGAAUUAAGCGAUGUAUAUACUUUUCGAGAAGCUUUAAAUGUAAUGCGUGAACGUGCUAGAAAUGAUAUUAAAGCUCAACAAGACGCAACGGAUUUUAGUUUACGUAAAAGAAUAUAUCAAACGCAAAAAGCUAGAAAUGAAUUAGAAUGGCAAAAACUUAAAAUUCAAAAGGAAAUGGAGAUUUUACAGAAAGAAAUAGUGAGACAAGAAGAUGCUUUACUACAUAAAAUUGAUUCAAUAAAAUGUGCACAAACAAGAUUAGAAAAUCGUACUUACCGUUCUGGUUUUGAACUUUGUCGCGAUGAAGCUGAAUUAGGUUUAAAAGAUGAAGUUUUAAACUUGACACAAACUGAAAAAGACUUAACUAAAGUUUUGGAAAAUUCAAAAGGAGCAUAUAAUAAUUUGGAAGGCUUACUUCUACAAGUUGAUAGAAAUCUAGAUGAUAAGCAACAUUCUUUAGCAACAGAUGUGAUGUGUUUAGAUAUGAGAGCAACAUUAAAAACAGGAGAUAGAACACGAUUGCCAAAUGAAACAGAUCGUAACAUUGUUCUUACACGUAUGGAAAAAGAAAUACCACUUGAAUCAUGAAUUAAUUGGAAUUUUUUAUAUAAAUUUAAAAAGAAUAUUUAUUAGAUACAUAAAAUAUCUAUUUAUUAUAUUAUUUAAUAUUUCCAUUGCACACACUUUACUAUUUAUGUAUGCAAUGUUUGUAUAUCAUUUUUAAUAGCAUCUGGAUUGGCUUUAAUUAAACUGUAUUCUGAAAUAAAUAAAUCUGUCAAUAUUGGUUCUAAA